Molecule: messenger RNA, 5668 nt
Organism: Pygocentrus nattereri (red-bellied piranha)
Lineage: Eukaryota; Metazoa; Chordata; Actinopteri; Characiformes; Serrasalmidae
Gene: tshz3b
Product: teashirt zinc finger homeobox 3b
Exons: 3
Coding region: 625-4080 (1151 amino acids)
Biological process (GO): regulation of transcription by RNA polymerase II
Cellular component (GO): nucleus
Molecular function (GO): DNA binding; DNA-binding transcription factor activity, RNA polymerase II-specific
Source: RefSeq, a predicted model, not a curated record
GAUGGACGUCUGAUCUGAUCCGAAAGCGCGAGGAGUUUCAUUUUGGGGAUUUUCCAAACCUAACACCGCAUUCUGUCCUCCUUCUGCUCUCUUUUUCUUUAAAAACUGAUUUUCUUCAUAAAUCGUGUUUACUGGGACUGGAUAGACCUCAUGGAUACCGGCGCGAGCCAAACGCCUCACUUGCCUGUUGCAGCUUCCAGCACCGAGUGAGACUCGCAUUGAAGGCAGAAGCGUUUUGCUCUUUCCCUUUUUUCCCCCACUCUCUCUCUCUCUUUCUUUUUUUUGUUGGUCCCCCCUUCUUUCUCUCCUUCGCUCCCACUGUUCUACUGUUCUACUCUCCCGGCGAGAAGAAGAAGGGGAGAAGAAAAAAAAAAAAACAAGAAGAAGAAGAGAGGGGAGAGAAAAGCUUCACAUCAUCUUACCCCAGCCGGGGUGGUCUCUCUUUCUGGGGGGAUUUUUUUUUGGCGAAUUAUUUUUUUGACAUAAACUGCCCAUCCAUGCCAGCGUUGUGAAAGCAAGCGAGCAAGCCCCCGGCUGUCGAAGCGUAGCGGAGCUGCUGGCCGUGUCGUGGCCGAGCACACACUCUACACACGCGGGGAGAGAAGCGGGCAGCGGCGGGGCAGCAUGCCGAGGAGGAAGCAGCAAGCGCCCAGGCGCUCCGCAGCAUAUGUUCCUGAGGAGCUAAAAGAGGCUGCCUUAAUGGAUGAGGAUGUGGAGGGAGAUGAUUCAGCGAUUGAGGAGGAGCCUGCCAUUAAGUACAUGUGCCAGGACAAGGACUUCCUCGUCAAAGAACGGACAGGCUUCCACGACUCUCCAGCUGCAGACCUCUCCAGCCAUGAGAUGGACAGUGAGUCACACCUCAGUGAGUCCAGUGACCGCAUGUCAGAUUUCGAGAGUGCCUCGGUGAAGAACGAGGAGGAUGGCACUGCCAAGGAGCCACUUACAUCACUCUCUUCAAAUGCAUCUAUGAGGAUGACAACCUCAGCCCCUCCCAGCAGUGAGGAAGCCACUGCCACAGGCCCUGACAGUCUGGAGCAGAUGAAGGCUAUUUACACCAGCUUCCUGACCAAUUCCUACUGGUCAUCCCUGAACUUGAAUAUGACACAGCCUCCACCUGAAAAACCCCCUCGCAGCCACAGCAGUAGCAGCAGCAGUAGCAGCAGCAGUAGCUGCGGUAGUGGGGGCUAUGACUGGCACCAGUCAGCUGUAGCCAAGACCUUGCAGCAAGUCACGCAGAACCAGAACAGAAUACUGCACCCAACAUCUGAGCCAAACCUCUUCAGCACUGUGCAGCUGUACCGGCAAAGCACCAAGCUCUAUGGCUCCAUCUUUACUGGUGCUAGCAAGUUUCGAUGCAAAGACUGCAGUGCUGCCUAUGACACCCUGGUUGAGCUCACUGUGCACAUGAAUGAAACAGGCCACUACCGAGAUGAUAACCAUGAGACAGACAGUGAGGGCACUAAGCGCUGGUCCAAGCCCCGCAAGCGCUCCCUACUGGAGAUGGAAGGUAAGGAGGAUGCCCAGAAAGUCCUCAAAUGCAUGUACUGUGGCCAUUCCUUCGAGUCACUACAAGAUCUCAGUGUCCAUAUGAUCAAGACAAAACACUACCAGAAAGUGCCUCUCAAGGAGCCUGUGACACCUGUGGCAGCCAAGAUCAUCUCUUCAGCACGCAAAAGAGCCCCUAUUGAGCUGGAACUGCCCAGUUCACCAGACUCCAAUGGAGGCACUCCCAAACCCUCUCUCUCAGAUUCCAGUGACCUGCUGCAGAAGACAGCAAAUCCGUACAUCACUCCCAAUAAUCGUUAUGGGCAUCAGAAUGGCGCUAGCUAUGCAUGGCAGUUUGAAUCUCGGAAAUCCCAGAUCUUGAAGUGCAUGGAGUGUGGGAGUUCACAUGAUACCCUUCAGGAGUUAACAGCUCACAUGAUGGUGACAGGCCACUUCAUCAAGGUCACCAACUCUGCCAUCAAGAAAGGCAAGCCCAUUAUGGAGUCACCCACUACCCCAGCUGCUAACACAGUGCCCUCCUCUGAGGAUAAGGUUCAAUCUGUACCACUGGCUGCCACAGCUUUUUCCCCACCUCCACCUGCACCCCCUCCACCUAGUAUAUCUCCUGCCAUCAGUGCUAUGGAAAUUAAAAAAGAGGAAAAAGAAGAAGAGUGCACCAAGGAAACCCCUAUCAGUGCCAAAGACAGGAAAGCGACAGAUGAUGAGCCUGAGGAGAAGUUUGACAUUUCCUCCAAGUAUCCAUAUUUGACUGAAGAAGAUCUGGAAGAAAGUCCUAAAGGUGGGUUUGACAUCCUGAAGUCACUGGAAAACACAGUCACAUCUGCCAUCAACAAAGCACAGAAUGGCACACCCAGCUGGGGAGGCUACCCUAGCAUCCAUGCUGCCUAUCAGCUUCCAAACAUCAUGAAACUUUCCUUGCGCAACUCAGGAAAGAGCUCCCCUCUAAAGUACAUGUUUUCUGGAGAAGAGAUUCUGUCGCCCACCAAAAGCCAACCUCUUAUCUCCCCUCCAAGCUGCCAGACCUCUCCUCUACCCAAAAAUAACUUCCAUGCCAUGGAAGAACUUGUCAAAAAAGUUACGGAAAAGGUGGCCAAAGUGGAGGAGAAGAUGAGGGAACCUGGUGCAAGAACUUCCCCUCUGAGAAGAACCACACCUUCUCCUUGCAGUAGUGAAGCUGGGGACUCUGCCAGAGGGGAGUCCCCCAAAGAGAGGAGGGGAGCCAAAACACCAGAGAGCAAUGGAUCAGCAAAUGCUCACAAGGACUCCAAUGGUGAGGCCCUCACAAAAGAGUCUUUAGAGAAUGGCACUGACCAUGCUGUGAAAACUCCUGUCUCUUCGCUGUGCAGCAGCACUGCAAUUAUAACUGACCAUCCUCCAGAACAGCCAUUUGUCAACCCCUUAAGUGCACUUCAGUCUGUCAUGAAUGUUCACCUUGGUAAAGCUGCUAAACCUGCCCUGCCAUCUCUAGACCCCAUGAGCAUGCUCUUCAAAAUGAGCAACAGUUUGGGAGAGAAGGCAGCUGUAGCUGCCUCCACUCCUGCUCAGACCAAAAAGACAAACGAGCAUCUCGACCGCUAUUUCUACCACAUCAACAAUGACCAGCCCAUUGACCUGACCAAAGGGAAGAGCGAAAAGAGCAGCUCCAUGGGAUCAUCUGUAUUGUCCACCUCUACAUCAACUCCAUCUUCAGUGUCACCCUCCUCGACCAUUACCAUGGCCAAGGCAUCCUCAGCUGUGGCUUCAUUCAUGUCUAAUUCACCUCUGCGUGAAAAUGCCCUGUCUGACAUCUCUGAUAUGCUUCGGAACCUGACAGAAAGCCAUGUCUCCAAAUCUUCCACACCAACCAGUCUGUCUGAGCGGUCAGAUAUAGAUGGUGCUACACAUGAAGAGUCUGAGGACAUGUCACCAGCCCAGAAGCGCAAGGGCCGGCAGUCCAACUGGAACCCUCAGCAUCUGCUUAUCCUGCAAGCACAGUUUGCCUCCAGCUUGCGGCAAACAGGUGAUGGCAAGUACAUUAUGUCUGACCUCAGCCCACAGGAACGCAUGCACAUCUCUCGCUUCACUGGCCUCUCGAUGACCACCAUCAGCCACUGGUUGGCUAACGUCAAGUACCAGUUGAGGCGGACAGGUGGUACCAAGUUUCUGAAGAACCUUGAUUCUGGCCACCCUGUGUUCUUCUGUAGUGACUGUGCUUCACAGAUACGUUCUCCCUCCACUUACGUCAGCCAUCUUGAAUCCCACCUGGGCUUCCGGAUUAGAGACUUGGCUAAGUUGUCUGGGGAGCAGUUGGUUAGCCAAAUCUCACGCCACACUAAGGAACUUUCUGAGAAACUGCUUUCGGCCCAAGCUCAUGCUAUGGCCCACUCACUCCCUAACCCUAACACCAACCCUAGCCCCCAUUCCCAUUCCUCCUCCCCUACGCCAGACGAAGAGGCCAAUGGCACUACGUAUCAGUGUAAACUGUGCAACCGGACUUUCGCUAGCAAGCAUGCUGUCAAACUUCAUCUGAGCAAGACUCAUGGCAAAUCCCCAGAGGACCACCUUAUGUAUGUCUGUGAACUUGAGAAACCUUAGCGGUGGUCAAGGACACUACUCUGUCUCCCAGUUCUGUUACUCUUGCUUUCUCUCUGAAGCCUUCGAACUAACAUUUCUUAAAAGCAAGAUGAACUGACAAUGACUAACAAAGAACUGCACAUAGAUGCCACAAAACUACUGUUUAGUUUCGGCACAUGAUGUGUGGGUUUUCCACCUGGAAUAACUCAUUCUGGUCCAGAGACAUUCUCUUUACUCAUUUUAGGUAAAAAUGAAAACUGAAAAGAAAAAAAAAAAAAAAACAUCAAAAAAAAAAAAAAAAAAAAGAAUUUUCUAACUGUGCAGUGUUGAGUGAAGAGGUGCUGUUGUCACUGGUAAAAUAUGAAGGUAUAUAAGAAAAAGUUAAAAUGAAGUUGUAUGUAUUUGAAAGUUGUGUAAAUUGGAUUCACCUUUUUUUUCCUUUUCUUGGCAUCCCUGAGAUGCAGUAAGCUGCAUGCAUUGAUGAAACGGUUUAGUUCAAACUUUUGGUAACUGAAUCUCUCUUUCCUUCUUUCUUUUUGUCAACGUGACCUACGUGUGCUGGUGUCAGCAGACAAAAUUUAACCCUCUGAGUACGCCCAAGCACUUGUACAUUAACCACCCAGAAUAUAGAAAAUAACGAGAGAAAUCAGUGAUCGGGAAUGCCCAAGUUCAAGCAGAUUUGAGAGGCCACAUUAUUGUGUAUUUUGGUAACUCAUGAAAAACAAACAAACAAACAAAAUAAUAGCUUACCAUGCCUGAUGUUCAAGCUGAGUGGCUUCUGAUGCAAAACGUGUGUGAAUCCAAACGGCAGUCUUUCCGUUUUCUGAAAUCAGGGGCCUUUAUGAAUUCAGGUCGGUGUAAAAAUAUGUACAUAAAAAAAAAAAACAUAUAAACUAAUUUCUGUCUAAAUUAUGCAUCAUUUUAUAUUUUUAAUUUAAGAGAAGUAUGACUAUCUACUGGUGCACAAUAUAUGAAGACAUUAAUGAAAUUGUUUUGCACAAUAGUUUUAUAAAUGUUAUUUAAUCAGAUGAUAUGAAAAUGAGAGAAGAAAAAAAAGUAACAUCCUAAACUUUUAUUUCCACCUCGUGCUCAAAGGGUUAAACUUCUUGUACAAGACAAUACUUGUUCCAUCAUUUCUUGAACAUUUAAAAGGUUGUACAAAAGAUGCUACUUUAUAACGCAAGGAGGAACUCCUCAAUGUAACCUAUUAUUUAUAAGCACUCUUGGUUGUUGUUUCAUAUUGUAGAAUGCCUUUUUGAUUGGUAACUUUUAUGUUGUUCUGUCUAAUUACUCUCCCAUGAUUCCGCACUGCAGCUUUAUCAUUUUUUGGCGGGGAUAUGAAAGGUAACCAUGGUUACCUUGCUUCCGAUUGACAGUUCUGCUACAUUUUUGGCAGUUAAUUUACUGAAAUAACUGACAGCUGCCAGUGAAUGGAAAUCUAAUGUGUAAAAUAUUGGCAUGUAAACAGCACAGGCACUGUUAUGCAUUCUGUGCCGUGAUUCUCUUUUUUUGUUGUUGUUGACAAUGAAGCACCCAUUAUAUGACUUCAUAUAACCUUUUUUUCUACUGCAGCAUUAAAAUGAAAAUGUUUUGGGUUUUUUUGCAAUAA